Messenger RNA from Aethina tumida (small hive beetle), 4234 nucleotides. RefSeq lists its product as uncharacterized. The transcript is spliced from 13 exons. The record is from RefSeq and is a predicted model, not a curated record. Lineage: Eukaryota; Metazoa; Arthropoda; Insecta; Coleoptera; Nitidulidae. Gene Ontology annotation, molecular function: protein binding. The coding region runs from base 275 to 3181 and encodes 968 amino acids.
CACAAAACCCACAAUGAGUUUCGUACAACCGGAAAUCGAAUAUGUUGAAGUGAAAAUUCAUAUUCAAACAGUUUUCGCGGAUUAGAACAAAAAUCAAUAAAAUUGGACCUGUGCAAUGGUGGAAAACAAGAUGUGCCACUGUACAUCCACAACCAUAUGUUUGUAAACCAGAAGAAGAUUAGUUUAUUGAUAUAUUAAAAUAAUAUUUAUUAAAUAAUCAACAGUGUUUCAAAUCGUUUAUACUUAUUAAGGAAAAUUAAUAUAUAACGAUAAAAUGAAGGUGACAACUUACCCUGGUAUGCAUCUCGGAUCUGAGGUGAGGGAAAGUAUUUCACUCGAUGAGGAUGAUUUGAGUGAUGUCGAAGACGAAGUUUUUAUUAGGGAUGGCAAGAAUGGGUACAAACUGGCUGAAGAACUUAAUGUUAAACGGCCGUUGAUGGCACCUCGUAGAAAACCCAAACCCGACAUCUCCUCAAGGCUUAGAAAUAAGCCCCCUUGUAGAGCAUUUUGUAAACCUUGCUGUUACGUUUUCUUGGCGUUAAGCAUAUUGAUAGGUCUGAUAGUAUUAGUGGUAGUAUUAGUGUCGAUAAUUCCAUUACCGUUGGAUCGACUGCGUGACUGGAUAAUAAAAAGAUCGAGGGACGGUGAUGAGUCCUUGAUUCCAAAAUUAAUGCCUUGUAAUAAUUUAAAAGUGAGAGACGUUUGGUCUGUGAAUUUGCCCAAGUUAACUACCGAAUCGCCAGUUCGACUUUUAGAUGUAAAUAACGAUGGGUUUCAGGAUAUUAUUUUUGGUUUUGGGACGGGUGAUAAUUAUAAUGUAAUAGGAACAGACACGUUUUGCCCGAUAUUUUUGGGCGUUCCUUCUCCAUGUGACGGAGGUGUGAUAGCUUUGAACGGUCUCAAUGGGGAUAUUCUCUGGAGGCAUUGGUUGAAUGACACAAUUUUCCAUUUACACUGCACAGCUGACAUAAACGGUGAUAGCUUUAACGAUUGUUUGGCUGUGGGGUCUGACGGGACAAUCACGAUAAUAAAUUCAAGAAAUGGCUCGGCAAUAUGGCAAAUAAACGCCGGAACAAUUGAUGUGCUUGUAGCGAAUUUUAUUCCUGACCAGAAUAACGAUAAUAUAUCAGAUAUUUUAACAUCUUUUUCAUCAUUAGAAGCGAACAAAGAAGGAUCAAUUAUCCUUUUAUCAGGCAAAAAUGGAGAAAAAAUAAACAUAGUCAAAACACCAAAUGGGGCCAAAUCAUUUUAUAUGCCGCAGCUAUUAACAAGAAACGACAAUAAAACGUACGUUCUCAUUGGCACUGGAAGCCCAACUACUUCUGGUAACUUGACUGCAGCUCCUAUUGAAGAUUUUGUUUCUGGUAAUUUGGAAAAUGCAACCACAUUGUAUCAAGAUCAUGCCAAAGGGCUCUUGACACAAUCGGUAUUAGUAGAUAUAACCGGUGAUAAAAUUCAAGACAUAGUGACAGCCAUGUACAAUUCAACGGUCGUAGCAAUUAAUGGAGCCACAUUUUUCCAAAUUUGGAAUUUUACUGUUCAAGGCGGGGAGACGUAUUUUACUCCAAUCCCUGGAUAUUUUAAUGCUGAUGAAGUGCCUGACUUUUUGGUAAUCUAUCAAAGUUUUGAUAGUAUUUUUGGAAAGAAUUACACCCAGACCUUUAUUUUGGACGGAAAGAACGGUAAAAGCAUAUACAAGCCGAUAGGAAAUAGUGUUAUAACCCAAAUGAAUGGAGUUUUAUUGAGUGCUGAAGGAUAUGGAUUUGAUACUUACCUCUUUUGGACGUCAGAAUGUCAGAAGUAUGAAGGUCUUUCAGAAAGUAGUAAGGAAAAUUCACCGAUUUGCAACUUCCACUUAAACGCCUUGAAUCAGUUUCAUCAACCUCCAGGCGUCCUCGUUUACAAUUCCGUGAACAGAUCCAAUUUCGAAUUCAACAACACAAAGUCGGUACUGAAACAUAUCAGAGAUUAUUCAGCUUUGCACCAGGGCCAAUCUGAAAUAGACGAACAAUACAACAACAACGGUGAAACGAGACCCAGUGACGUAAAAAAGAUUGGAAGUUUUAGACACAAGGAAAAUAGAAACGGAAAACUCAAAGAAUACAUACUACCAAACGAACAGUUUCAAGACGACCCGAAAUAUUAUAACGAUGAGUUGGAAGACUCUGGUUUGGUGAAUGUUUAUAACGAAGACGAAAUUGAUAAUCCAAACUUUUACAUGCAAGAACCAAAUCCGUACACUCAAGAAAACAAUGUUCUCCUUAAUUCAAAUAUACCACAAUCCAACCGCGAUCCCAGAAGCAAGGAGAAGAAAGUAAAUUCGGCGGGCACACAAGAAAGUAAAUCCAAAAAGAAAAAUUUGUCUGAUAAAAAACAUGGCAUUUAUAGUUAUCUGAACAUUAAAAAUUCAGGAAAUCGUUUGCUGACUGAUCUUAACAAUCUUCCAACCGAUAUUUUGAGAGACACAUACAUUAAAAACGAAGAGAGGAGAUUGAAGAAAUCGAAAUUCGAACAAAGAGAUAUCAAUUCCCACCGCGACAAGAUCAAGGAGAAUAAAGAGAUCAAACGUAUUAUUAACGAAGAAAAAAAGGCAAUGCAAAAUAUGUCGUUACAUUUAUGGGAUCUUGAAUCUGAAAAGGAAAUCGAGGAAAGAGAAAACAACGCCUGGAGAGGAAAACGCGAAGUUUCAACAUUAGUUAAUAGAAUAAGGAAGAUUAGCUCAGUUGGUGCAGUUUUAAACCCUCUCAACACGACGAGCAAUUCGACUUUAACUUCUAUAGAUGUUAUAUUUAUAAUCUACUGGAUGCCAGAAGAGCAAUCAGAAAAAGCUAUGCUAAAGGAUGAUCUGGAAGAAUGUAUAAAGGAGAAGAUGCAAAAAGUUGCCCAAGAUGAUUCAAUUAAAACCACACUGGAAGAACAAAGGGAAAUAAUCACCACAGCAUGUCGGUCAGAGCAAAGCAAAUUUAUUAAAAAAAUUCCAUUCUUUGAUCGUUUACACCAGCUAAGAUUAGGUCAAAUGACUGUGUAUAGGAUGAAUAUUGAAUGCGAAUGUGGGAAACUGGAUGUCAAAAAAGAGACGUGUGCGAAUUUUCUACCCUCGGAAUACCAAAGCUGGCCUGAAUAUUUAGGCAAACGCGGUGAUGGUAUAUUUCUAACAAGGAAAGCAAGAAUGUUUCAGUAAAUAGGUUAUAAUUAACAAAAACUUAAAGUAAUCUAUAUCUACUUAUUUUUCCAUGUACGCUAUGCUGAUAUAAAAAUGAAUAAGAGAGACUUAAUUCAUUAAAACUUAAAUAGCAAAUCUUUAACAACUCCUGAUUUAAAUAAGUCAUUUGUAUUGCACAUGACGUAUGUAAAAUACAUUUUGUACCGUCGUUUUGUUAUAAUGAUGUUUGUAAUAUUUAUUUUAGUUACGAAAUAAACAAAUAGAUCUAAAUAAAUGUAAUUACGUGUUGCGUGUAGGUAUGGAACUGGUAAAAUAUUUUAGUACUCAUACACAUACCACAACAGACAAUCUAAUGUAAUGUAUUUUUUCAUCUCUGUAAAACAUCAAAGUGUUUUAUAGAAUAAAAUCGAACAGUGUUAAAAUAGAACAUAUAUAUUAUAUUAAACAAUAUCUAUGAUAAUCGUUGAAACAAGAAACAAAUGUUUUUGUUAAUAAUUAUCAUUUAAAAAUUUAUAGUGGUUAUAUCACCAUAUUAAAGUUUGAACAUAUCAUUUAUUAUAGUUGGUUAGGAAAUUUUAUAUUUUGCCCAACAUAUCACACAGUGAAAUGCUAUUUUUAUAAUUUUAUUGAUUUAGACUUUAACAGAGGCGUUUUCUGUUUAAAACAAUUAUCAUAGAAUAUUGAGAAACUGAUUAGAAAAUUAGUAUACAGCUUUAAAUUAAUUUAAAUGGUUAACAUAUGUAAUGCUUCAGUUAAAUCUGUAAAACUUUAUAAAAUGAAGCGUUUAACUCUUAGAGUAUUGAAGUUCUGAAGUGAUCCGAAUCAAAUCGCACAUUAUUUAAAUAUUUUAUAUACUUGCUCAAACAAAUUUAUCUUUUUUUACUAACUUUAAAUGAAAGGAAGUAUUAUACCAACCUGUUGUUUUUUAUUGUAUGAACAUGAUUAUUAAAAAUAUAUGUAAAUAUAUACAUGGGAGUGGCUUGAAAUAACUAUAAGUAUACAAUACUUACCAUAUUUUCCUAUGUAAAUUACUUGUAAAUAGAUUAUUUUAUAAAAAAUAAAGGUAAAUAU